AAAUCAAAAGUGGCAAAGAAUCCUCCACGAGAAAAAGUAGUGAUCGCAGAGAGCGAUCUCUUCCGCGCACCUCAUUGGCAUCCCCUUCCUUUCCAAGAUCCUCUCCUUCUCUCUUUCUUUCUCUCUCUCUCUCUCUUCCUUUGCGAGGGACUACGUAGCCACACAUCCAUUAAUUUAACUCCCUUCUCCCCCCACAACCCUAGCCAGACCUCCUCCUCAGGCCUUCCGGAGGACACAUGAUCGCUGCUGCCAUGUCGGGGUCCAACGACGUGUGCUGCGGCGCAGACGGCGGCGCGUGCCCCCACUGCACCGACCUCAACCGCGCGAUUCCGGUGCUGUUCAACGAGCCCAUGCGCGAGUUCCAGUUCUUUGGCCACGACGACUCGGUGGAGUGGAUGUUUAGCGACCCUAAGGACAGUGAUCCGCCGCCGGAACAGCCGCACAAGUAUCUUGAUGGCUUGGGAGGGGGAGGUGGUGGUGGUGGUUUUGACUCCGGACGUGGCCUCACCUUUGAUGUUUCCUUGAAUAGCUCCGCGAGCCGGCUGCCGGAGACAGUCCCCAUGAUGGCGGCGGCGUCGAGUGCCACCAUCAUGUCCUUCGCGGGGAGCACAUUCACUGACGCUUCGAGCGGGAUGAAGAUCAGAGAAGGCAUGGUCGGCGACCUGCAGGGUGACCCAACAAUGGAGAGGGAAGCCAAGAUCAUGAGGUACAAAGAGAAGAGGAAGAAGAGAAAAUACGAGAAGCAGAUUCGAUACGCGUCAAGGAAGGCCUAUGCCGAGAUGAGACCGAGGGUAAAAGGGCGUUUUGCAAAGACAUCAGAGUCGACAGAGAUCCAGCCACUGUCCGGGCAGCAGCCUUAUGAUCUUCAUAGGUUUGACUCAAGAUGGUUCCAUUAAGAAGAAGAACAAGAUGCAUGAUGAUGAAGAUGAUUAUAUAUAUAAUAGCUCGCUUAUAAUUCAUGUACCUGCCUAUAAUAAAGUACAUGUAUCUAAUUAAUGAAUGAGGUGUGGUUUAGAGAUUUCUACUAAGUAAUAUAAUUAAAUAGUUAUAUAAUAUAA
This is a messenger RNA of Zingiber officinale, 1058 nucleotides long. Its product is annotated as transcription factor GHD7-like. The record is from RefSeq and is a predicted model, not a curated record. The transcript has 2 exons. Bases 237 to 896 code for a protein of 219 amino acids. Gene Ontology annotation, molecular function: protein binding. Gene Ontology annotation, biological process: regulation of flower development. Gene Ontology annotation, cellular component: nucleus. Lineage: Eukaryota; Viridiplantae; Streptophyta; Magnoliopsida; Zingiberales; Zingiberaceae.